ACCUACACGGAAACUGGUCGCAGGACUUGUUUAGUCGUGGUUUUGCUGGUCGUCGGUCACUGAUAUCCAACCAUGACUCAAUACGCUCUUAAUUUUUAAUCUAAUUUUUUAAUCUGGUGGAGAAACACCGGGCUCUAACAGGUGUUCUGUCGGACAGGUGACGGUGCCUGAGCCCGCAGCCGGAAGGUUGGAAAUGUUGGUGUUUUUUGUGAAAACGUGACCGCUCCGUGCAGAUAUGUGGUUAGUGUCAUUUCUUCUGAGUCUGGGAGCUCUGCACUGUACAGUGUCCUCCUCUCCCCCCAGCCCCAUAAAUGUGAUCUUCUCUUCAGUCAAUCUGAGGAAUGUGCUGCAGUGGUUUCCAGGAAGUGGCACACCGGACGACACACACUUUAUCGUGCAGUAUGCUAUCUAUGGUGACAGGGUUGAGGGCAAGAAAAACGCGAACUGGAGGGCGGUGCGGUUGUGUACGAAAAUAGCGCGGAGCUGGUGUGAUCUGAGCAAUGAGACGUGGGAUCUGGAGGAGGGAUACUAUGCCAGGGUUCGUGCUGUGAGCCAGAGAGCAUCCUCCAAAUGGGUUGUGACGAGAAGAUUCGAUCCAAAGACGGACACUAUUUUUGGUCCUCCACUGGUUUCUGUGAAAAUAGAGGACAACAACGCCAUCAUCACUCUGAAGGGACCAAUGAGAUAUCAACCGGACAACCACACCCCAGCGGUUUCCAUGACAACACUCUACCCCCAGAUGACUUACAACCUCUCCAUUGACAAUACUCGUCGCGGCCAGAUGCACCAUUUCCUUGUGAGCUCCAGUUCAUUCAAAUAUCGACUGAUGCGGUACGAUACAGAGUACUGCUUCUCUGCCAAGACAAAAUUCUUCUCCAUGCCCACACAAUGCAAUUCCUCAGCAUGGCACUGCAUAACUACGCCUCAAGACCCUGUGAUUGGCCAGCUGCAGAGGGUGGUUGUGGGUAUUGUUGUUCCAUCUGUGUGCAUGUGUAUGCUAGUGUUGGUUAGCUACCUUCUCUAUCGCUACCUGUCGGGGAAAGGACAGAAGAGCCCAUACAUACUGAACCCUCCUGCUUUACAUCUGGCCCCUCUUACGUUUCCCCCUGAGAAUCCCAAACUCAUCAUCAUCACCAUCAUCAAAGAUCUACAACCAGGAAGUGGCAUAUCAGGCCCUGCAUGCCCCAAGCAGCUGCAGCACAUCCCACAUCCCUCACCAGGCUAUGCCUCCCAGAGGCCUGAAACACCGGCAGAGGUUGAGGAACCUUGUGAUGAUUUGUCAGUCGACUAUGGAUUUAUAGACGUGGCUCCCCAAAUCGAUGUCAGAGGAGAAGAUGGAAAUAAUCCAAAAGGCGAACACCAGAAAUACGCAGCAAGAAACAAUUACGAGAAGAAAGAGUGGAGAGUUAGGGACGGCCAGUCCACUGGGCACACGCAGACACAUGCACAGACAGAGAUGAGAGCACUUAUACAAGCACAUGCAAGGUCACAGCCUGUGUUACCGACCCAAACUCAGGCCCCACUACCUUUUCAGAGAGCAACUAUGGGAGAGGUGGAGGAGGAUAGAGAGUUUCCAGUUUUACUUAUAAACACAACCCCACAAACUGGCCUCUUCCGUAUGCCUUUAGAUCUACAAACAGACAAAAUGGGAGGAAUGGGGGAAGGUAUGGAUGGAAAGGUAGAAGAUAGAACAGAUGGAGAUAUAAAUGGAGGUGUGGAAGAAAGUACUGAAUGUGAGCAAGUACCCCUUCUUUCAGCUUAUGCCACUCAGAACACCAAUGCCAUGCCUAACUCCACUGAUCAGUCAGAUUUCCUUUCAGAUGACUAUGGUGUUCUGAGACUGGAUACAGCACACAACAUAGAGGAAGGUGAUGAGGAGGGGGAGGAAGAAGGGGAAACUAUUUGUGUUCACUGGGAUCCUCAGACCAGGAAACUAGUGUUGCCAGAAAUAGCGAUGGAGUUCAACAAGGAGGAAGGGUUUGAUUGGUUGAGUCAGGGAGAGAAACGGAGUGAGAACAGGAUGGGAGGAGAAGAGGAGGAGGAAGUAAAUUCAAUGACGGGAGAGCUGAGGUUGGAAAAUGUGUAUGUAAGACAAGGGUCUGAGGAAAAGGAAGAGGCACAGAGAGAGAUGAAGAGAGGUGAGGGAAUGGAGUGGGAGGUGGAUGAUUUUUUGACUAGAUGGAAUUUGGUCAUCUCGAUGGACCAGUAGAUGAUAUUCAUCAACAUAUUUUAGACCAUUACUACCAAGGUACUGCACUUUUAAUUACACGCACACUUAAAUUCAUAAGCAUGACCUCAGUUUUAUCCAGAAUAAAACUUGGUCAAAUUCUGAGGAGCACUUAGUACUGUUGUCGGGUUACUUUUACACCUGCUUUAUUAGUAUAACUUAAAGAUCUGAACUUUAUCUGAUUAACAGAUCACACUAAUCAAUGUGAAUACGUUUGAAUAAGUCACACUGUGCUCACUUCUGAAGGACUUUCCCUGUGUUUACCUCAAUUCUGGGCUACAUAUAGUACACUAUCAGUGUCUUCUGUAUUUAUUUGUGCUUGAUAUGAAGUUCUUCUUUAAGAUAAGCAUCAUUCUGUAGCAAAGUGAUGUCAGCCAUGUACACCAUGGUCACCACAGCAUCAUAUCUCAGCCCAACAAAGCAUUAAUGGACUGUUCUGGUGUCUGACAAAAAUACCAAAUUACAAAAAGAUUGCAAAA
Messenger RNA from Etheostoma spectabile (orangethroat darter), 2706 nucleotides. It is a transcript of the gene il20ra, whose product is annotated as interleukin 20 receptor, alpha. Gene Ontology annotation, cellular component: plasma membrane. The record is from RefSeq and is a predicted model, not a curated record. Gene Ontology annotation, biological process: cytokine-mediated signaling pathway. Gene Ontology annotation, molecular function: cytokine receptor activity; protein binding. The transcript has 7 exons. Lineage: Eukaryota; Metazoa; Chordata; Actinopteri; Perciformes; Percidae. The coding region runs from base 236 to 2209 and encodes 657 amino acids.